UCUCUAAAUGUUAAAUUUUUACAGAUUAUAUAGAAGCUGGUGAUACAAUUGUACAUUAAAUAAAAAUAUGAAAUAAAAUAAUACUUCUGGAAAUUUGCUUUCACCAAAUUACAAUGGAUAGUGAAGGUGAAUUUCGUUUAUUGUUGCACCAAAUAUGUGAAGGUUUAACUGGAGAAAAUGUCUCCAUGAUGAAGUUUUUGUGCAAAGAUGCUAUUCCGCGAAGCAGAGAGUUGGAAACAGCUUUGGAUUUUAUGGAAUAUUUUGAAGCAAAAGGAUGGAUACAAGAGGGGGACUUGGGAUUUCUCGCUGAAGUCUUGUAUAGGAUAAAUCGGCAUGAUCUCCUGAAGUUACUUCCCGGUGUAAAGAACCGUCGAGAUUACGAGGAAAAUUUUCAAGCUCAGCAGAAUAACUUCACGACUUACAGAGUUGUAUGUUUUAUGCUUGCAGAUGAACUAACAGAGGGAGAUUUAAAAAUUUUGAAGCGUUUAUGUGCUGGAAAGAUGAGCAAAGCUAAUGUUAGAAGAUCAGUGGAUGUCCUUUCAUGGCUCACAUGCAUGGAGGAGGAAGACCUGCUCUCAGAAGGAGACUUGGACUUCAUAAUGAGCAUCCUACAACACCUUGACAACCAAAAACCAUACAAGUUAUUUCAGAGAGUUCGCAUGAAUGACAACACCGUCACUUUGCCCAAAAAUCAACAAAAAUCAAAUGCGUUCCAACCAAACUCUCAUUUGCCCGUUGCGUCAGGGUUUAACUCCCUAAGCAAGCAAGAAUACAACCAUACAUCAAAACUAGAACCUCAGUAUGUUAGCAUGGAAAAUCAUCGCGCAUUCAAUGGCGGUUAUAACCAAUACAAUAAUUACCAAUCUGGUCAAUAUGAAAACAGCAGCCAUACAACAACACCUAAGCAAAGUUUAAACUUUCACAACAACAACCGAGAAAAAACUUUUCAAAAUGUAGAUGAAUCAGAUACAACAUGGAAACAAAACACAACAAGUGGUUCGUCCACAGCUCCGUACAGUUACAGUUACCCACAUCGUCAAAACGAACCAAUGACCGAAAACCCAUCAUUUUAUUACACAGGCAACAAUAGUACCACUAUGCCAAGUGUACCAAUACAAAAUGCUGGUUCAUCUGAAACGCUUGAAUUAAAUCGCCAACAAGAUUAUUCUGGUGGUCAAUCAAAUCAAUUCCCAUAUCCAACACAGUAUUCUGGGGUGUCAUCAAAUGGAAAUCCAAUUGUAGGCACAACCAAUAAUGUGGGUUGUGAUGGUACCCCGAUGGUUCGUGAUUAUCCUAAUGGGUUUGAGACCCCACCCCCAAGAGCACAGCCCAAGGCACCGGUUUCAGAGAUAAAAGAUACAAGUACCAUGGGUAUAUUAGAUAAAUACCCCAUGGAGAGAAGAGGUUAUUGCCUCAUCAUUAACAAUGAGAAUUUUGAAAGGCAAGUUAAUGAAGAUGAGAUACAAAGAAGGCUUCAGAUGACAGAGCGGGAUUUUCCAGUUCCGAAUGUUGGGUUAAAGGACCGUACAGGCAGCGGUAACGAUACAGAACGACUUGAGAAUCUUUUUAAAGAGUUUGGAUUCAUCCUCGAUGUUCGCAAAGACCUAGAUCAGAGAGAAAUGGAGAAAGUCAUUCAAGAGUACACGAAAAAGGACCAUUCCGACAAAGACUGCUUUGUGUGCGUGGUCAUGUCUCAUGGGCUCUCAGGCUGUGUGUAUGGUGUUGAUGGCUUGUCUCUUUCUACAUCCAAGAUCAGCAAAUCCUUCAGACCAGGCAUGUGCUCCAGCUUAACCGGCAAGCCGAAGAUAUUUUUCUUCCAAGCCUGCCAGGGUGAUCGAACCAUGGAUGGACAUUCCGCUCCAGUUGAUGAUGUUGAAAGCGACGGAGCUGCUUCCCAUGGGCGUCAAGUACUCCCAAGUGAGUCUGACUUCUUGAUUGGCCAUUCUACAGUACCAGGCUACCUGUCUUACAGAAGUCGUACCGACGGAAGCUGGUUUAUCAGCACUCUUGUUGACAGCCUUGAGAAAUACCAUGAGAAAGAAGACCUGCUGAGCAUAAUGAUAAAUGUGAACCAAGAAAUGGCCUCCAAGCCAUACAAGCAGAUGCCAAUGCCUAUUGCUACCUUAAGGAAAAAAGUAUUUUUCUCAAAACAGAAUUCUAAUUCAAGCUCAAACCAAAACUGUAAUACUCCAGAAGGAUGUUUAUAGAUGUAAAACCACUUUGUUUAUUUUCUCGCUUUUUUCUUUUGUUUUGUUAAUGUGCUUUUGGGGAUCAUUUAGUUUUUUGUUCUUGUUGGUUCAAUUUAUGUAUGUGUUUAAACAUUAGAGUAUGUGUAUGCUAGCAUGAACUGUAGAGUCUAAUAUUUUAGUAUACCCUUUUUACAUAACAGUCAAUAAUACAAAUAAUAUCAUGCAUGCCAGUGAUACCACAACUAUUUUAAACAGACAUUAUGUAUAAAAGCGCUAUAUAAUAUUAAUAGCAAUGAAAAAAAGAUGCGUAUACAUUGAUUUACAUAUUUUAGCCACCAUAUAUAUUUACAACAGUGGCUUUGUAAUUUGUAGACAUGCUAACACUGCUUUUUUAAAUGCCAAUUAUUUGUUAAUGUUAAUAUAGUGCAUAGUUGUAUUGGUAUAAUAGGACAACCAUUUUUUACUACCUGUUUUCUAAAUUAGUUUGGUGCAUAGCUUCUUCAUUAGCUAUGCUGUUAAAACCACUGAAUUCCAUUUUCUCUUCUUUAUUUACUGGGUAUGGGUAAUAAAAAUUGGUUGUUAAUGCAAAGGUAACAUAUUUUUUUGUGGCCACGUUAAAUUUCGUGGCAAGUAAAACACUCAUUUUUCUCAGUAAUGUCAUACAAACUCAUGUACAUACAUUAUGUUUGAUUUCAUGUUACUAG
Molecule: messenger RNA, 2893 nt
Organism: Ciona intestinalis (vase tunicate)
Lineage: Eukaryota; Metazoa; Chordata; Ascidiacea; Phlebobranchia; Cionidae
Biological process (GO): regulation of apoptotic process; proteolysis
Molecular function (GO): cysteine-type endopeptidase activity; protein binding
Source: RefSeq, a predicted model, not a curated record